Molecule: messenger RNA, 3682 nt
Organism: Selaginella moellendorffii
Lineage: Eukaryota; Viridiplantae; Streptophyta; Lycopodiopsida; Selaginellales; Selaginellaceae
Exons: 26
Coding region: 4-3561 (1185 amino acids)
Molecular function (GO): protein binding
Source: RefSeq, a predicted model, not a curated record
UUUAUGGCCAUGGCGGGAUCUCAGCAGAAUGCUGGCGCCGGGGGAGGAUCGUCGUCGCUCAUGGAUCUCAUCUCGGCGGAUCCAGUCGCGCCAUCCCCUGCUCCCUCCUCGGCGUCGUCGGGAUCGGGUGGAGGCUUCACUGCCGGGCGCAGAUCUUUCAAAAAGUCGAGCCUGCCCAAUCUAUUGCAGCUGCCCGGCGAUGGCUUGCUAUCGCCUAGCAAGAUUUUGCCGUCUCCAGUCAAGACAAUCGCUCCCAAGCAGAAGAAGCCAUUGUCAUAUUCCCAGCUCGCCAGGUCUCUGCACGAGCUUGCAGCGACGUCGGAUCAGAAAGCACCUCAAAGGCAGCUCGUCAAUCACGUCUUUCCCAAGCUCGCUGUGUAUAGCUCAGUGGAUCCGUCACUAGCGCCAUCUCUGAUCAUGCUCCACCAACAAGCUGAUGAUCGGCAAGUUUUGAGAUAUGUCUACUACUUCCUCUCACGAAUACUUGGGGAAGCUGAUUCGCACGGUGUCGUUCCUGGAGGCGGCAUUCCAACUCCCAAUUGGGAUGCUCUGGCAGACAUGAGUGUUGCGGGAGGUGUGACAAGAGCCGAUGUAGUUCCUCGUAUUAUUGAACUUCUGGCUGCCGAGGCGUCCACUCCUGAUCCUGCCGUUCACCCCCGGCGAAUUGCUGCAUUGAAGGCCUUGACUUGCGCUUCAACUAAUGAGGAUGUCGUGACAAAGUUGUACGAGAUUGUUUUUGGCAUUUUGGACAAGGUUGCAGAUGCAGGCAAAAUACGAAAGAAAAGGGGAAUGUUUGGUCGACAAACGUUGGAUAGAGAGUCUGCUUUACGAAGCAACUUACAAUAUGCCGCGCUGAGUGCUUUGCAAAAGCUUCCAAUAGACCAAGGGAAUCCCGCUUUCUUGCACCGUGCCGUACAAGGGAUAGCGUGUGCCGAUCCCGUGGGAGUGAGACAUGCCUUGGCAAUGGUCUCAGAAAUGGCGCCGAGGGAUCCUUACGGAGUCGCAAUGGCUGUCGCGAAGCUAUCACUUGCAGGAGGAUCAUUACAGGAGGUUUUGCAAAUUCAUGAUGUUAUGGCCCGUGUAUACCUCGCUCGACUUUGCUACGUACUUUCGAGAGCUCGCGUAUUAGAUGAAGUACCGGAUCUCAGAUCGCAGUUCACUACUAUAUUAUACCAGCUUCUUCUGGAUCCUAGUGAAAGAGUUUGCUUUGAAGCAAUCAGCUGCAUUUUGGGGAAAUUUAGUAACACUGAAAGUUCUGCAGAACGUGCAAAUGGAUGGACAGUUUUGGCAUCUGCAAUUUUGAGAUUUCCGGAUUCUUCUUUCAAUCCACUGAAAGACAAUUCUCCUAUUAAGGAUGGAGGUUCUCAGGAUGGACAACCUGCAAAGCUACCUAGAGAUCGAACCAUGCCAAGACCUCGAAGACCUCAAGCACUCAUCAAGCUGGUUAUGAGAAGGCUGGAAUCUGCCCUUCGGAGCCAUUCAAGACCCGUACUUCAUGCUGCUGCCAGGAUUAUCAUGGAAAUAGGAAGAAGUCGAGCGGCAGCCUUUACGCACGGUGUAUCCGUAAACGAAGACAGUUACCCCGAGAGCUUCAUUGAGAAUGGUUUAACUGAAGAUGUGGGAGAUGCUGAAGGUGGUCGGUCGAAAGUUUCAUCUCUUUCUUCUGCAAGAGAAACUAUAUCCAGCAUGUUGUCCUCGUUGAUGGAGGCUGUACGCACCACUGUCGCAUGUGAAUGCGUCUAUGUGCGUGCAGCUGCCAUCAAAGCCAUGAUCUGGAUGCAAAGACCUGACGAAUCCGUCGAGGAAUUAAAGUCUAUAAUAGCGGGCGAGCUCUCUGAUCCGUCAUGGCCUGCAUCGCUUUUGAGUGAUAUACUACUCACAUUGCAUGCUCGUUUCAAGGCCACACCUGACAUGGCAGUCAUCUUACUGGACAUUUCGCGGCUGUUCGCAACCAAAGUACCUGGUAAAAUUGAUGCGGACGUCUUGCAGCUUCUUUGGAAGACAUGUCUGGUUGGUUGUGGCCCAACUGGAAAGCACACCGCUUUGGAGGCUGUCACCAUUGUACUGGACCUUCCACCGCCCGCACCAGUGGUGAUGAAGUCCUCUUCCUUGCUGGACAGAAUAUCUGCAUUUGAUCCAAAGGCUGCAACAGCACUUCUGCGACUUGUUCAGGCUGCGGUGUGGUUUCUGGGUGAGAAUGCCAACUACGCUGCAGCAGAGUACGCAUGGGAAUCUAAAACACCUCCAGGAACAGCGUUGAUGAUGCUGGAUGGAGACAAAAUGGUGGCUGCUGCAAGCUCCAGAAAUCCUACCCUUGCCGGGGCUUUGACCCGCCUCCAAAGAUGUGCCUCAAGUGGCAGCUGGGAGGUGAGAAUCGUUGCCGCGCAAGCAUUGAUCACGAUCGCUAUAAGGUCGGGUGAGCCUUACAGGCUACAAAUCUACGAGUUUCUGGAUGCACUUGCUAAAGGACAUGCAUUGGACAAAUUUUCCGACUUGCACGUGAGCAACGGUGAAGACCAAGGCGCUAGUGGCACAGGUCUCAGCUCAAUACUCGCUCCAAUGCUUCGGGUGCUAGAUGAAAUGUACAAGGCUCAGGAUCAGCUUAUCAAGGAUAUGCGACAACAUGACAAUGCAAAGCAAGAAUGGAGCGAUGAUGAGCUACGGGUACUUUAUGAAACUCACGAGAGGUUACUAGAUCUAGUAUCUCUUUUUUGUUUUGUUCCUCGAUCAAAAUACUUGCCUCUUGGCCCCACAAGCGCGAAUUUGAUAGAUAUUUAUUGCAAAAGGCAUCACAUCGAUGUUGCUACUGGGUAUAAUGAUCCAGCUGUAGCGACAGGCAUUGCGGACUUGCUUCCCUACGCUGGAGCGCAACCCGAGUAUCCUCCAGUUCAAAUAGAAGAAGACAAACCAAAUGUUUCGGAUACUUUAUGGACUUCGAGUCCUCGGGCGGCAGAUCUGGUAAACGACUUUCUUGGUGGAAAGGGUACAGAUGCUCCCGAAGUGGAGGAGAAUCCGACUGCUCGACAGUCCAUCAGCUACGACGACAUGUGGGCGAAAACGCUGCUGGAGGCAUCGGACGAUGAGACUGUAGAUGAUCGUUCCUCUGGGUCUUCCUCCCCAGAGUCAACAGCAUCUUUCGAAACAUCUGCGUCGUCACGCUAUGGCAGUACCAGAUAUCCCUCUCUGUUCAACAAUCCCACAGCACCUGGGUUCGGCCAACAACAAAGAUGGGAGGAGCCAAGGCCUGAACCUUCUACACUAUCUUCACUCAACGAAGACGAACCUUCAAGAAGCGAGGAGGAAUCUUGGCAAUCUAGAUUUGGAAGGCAGGACAGUUUUUCGUCGGAGAAUCCCAGCCACGCAUCCCUUCAAGACGGGACUCAGUCCGGCAGAGCCUUAUACGACUUCACCGCGGGUGGUGACGAGGAGUUAAGUAUAGUCUCUGGCGAGGACCUGGAAAUCGAAUAUGAAGUGGACGGCUGGUAUCACGUACGAAAGAAGAAGCCUGGGCGAGAUGGCAAAAUCAGUGGACUGGUCCCAGUACUCUACAUUGGAUCGUGAUGAGGUGUAUGACAGUUUUCCCCAUUUGCUUGUAGUUUCUAUCGGGAAUUUUGCUAUCCCGUCCAGGGUCAUUUCGUCUUGUCAGUUUUCACAAACACUUAUCCGGAAUUGCGUUAUCACC